Uranotaenia lowii is the source of this 5520-nucleotide messenger RNA. RefSeq lists its product as uncharacterized. The transcript is spliced from 3 exons. Gene Ontology annotation, biological process: DNA integration. Gene Ontology annotation, molecular function: nucleic acid binding. Lineage: Eukaryota; Metazoa; Arthropoda; Insecta; Diptera; Culicidae. The record is from RefSeq and is a predicted model, not a curated record. The coding region runs from base 1 to 5520 and encodes 1839 amino acids.
AUGUCCCUGAAUCACAUUCCAAAAGUCGACAUCCAACCAUUCGUUAACAUGCUCGAGGAUCAGCUAAGCUACCGGAAACCAACAGGAACUAUACCCAAAACCGUUAAACCAUCCUUCGAACAGUGGCAACGCGAAACGAUUGGAGUACGCAAGGUUCGUGAGCUGCAGCAGAUGCACGAAAAGGAAAGCGACAUUCGUAGGAAACGAGAAAUAGAGUUGACGGAAAAGCUUAAACAUUUGGAUAUACAGCGGCAAGCAGAAGCAGACAGAAUGAGGAAGGUGGAAGCAGAUCUUCGGCAGCAACUGCAAGAAUUUCGGGAACAUCACGAAGGAAUCUAUAGACAGCGCUUGCUAGAUUUGGAGAAACGUGACGACGAGCUGAACCAACUUCGACGGGUGGAAAAGCAGUUACGCGAUGAGUUAGAUGUAGCUCAUGGACGACAACCAAGCUUAGGGGAUAGUGUUUUCAAUAUUAGUCCCCGAACAGGUAACAUUCCUCCUCCUCCAUCUGCUACGUCACCGGUAAGUACCACGAUUCCGAACCAAAAUGCAAAUAUGAACCCAGAGUUUUCAAAUGUGUUUACCGCACCCAUAAGCUCUCCAGUUGGGGCGCGUUCACAAAUGUUCUUUGAACCUCAGGCACCCUCUCCACUAAAUAUUUUUCCAAAUUACACACCACCAAUUCAACCAACAUACAUUCAAACACACCCGAACGAUUUUCAACACCCUGUAGAGAAUAAUACGCAGUUUCAGUACGGUCCAACUCCCACGCAAAUGGUAGCUCGUCAUGUGUUCGCUAAGGACUUGCCAAUAUUCGAUGGGAAUCCUCUUGAUUGGCCACUGUUUAUCACCAGCUACGAGCAGUCUUCGAAUGCGUGUGGGUUUUCCGAUUCCGAAAAUCUUUUACGUCUUCAGCGAUGUUUGAAGGGGAAAGCAAAAGAAGAGGUUCAUAGCUUUCUUUUGCAUCCAUCCACCGUUUCGAAAGUUAUUUCCACUUUGCAAUUAACGCUUUAUGGUCGUCCUACACAAAUCGUACAUCAUAUGAUAAGUAAAAUUCGUUCCACUCCAGCCCCGAAAGAAGAUCGGUUGGACACACUAGUAAGUUUUGGCCUCGCAGUGCAGAACAUGUGCAGUCAUUUGAGAGCGGUCGGCAUGGAAAGUCAUAUGGGGAAUACAAAUCUUCUACAGGAGCUGGUGGAUAAGUUACCGCCUGUCGUUCAGUUUAAUUGGGCACUUUACCAACAUCAGCUACCCACAGUGGACCUUCAAUCGUUCGGUCAGUAUAUGGAAAUGGUUACAGCUGCCACGAGUAAGAUUACGUUACGUCGGGAUGAUCGGGUCAAGUCCAAGAACAAAGCGUUCGUGAACACCCACACAGCCGUGAAUAUAUCUGGUGAUUUAACUGAAGUUCCUAAUAUAAACCAUCCUCCAGAUACGGGAGCAGAAUUCAAAUCGUGCAUAGCUUGCAAGGGAAAGUGUAGCUCGAUGGAAAAGUGUUCUAGAUUUUUAAACAUGUCAUUAGAUGAUCGUUGGUCGUUAGUGAAAGAACGCAAAGUAUGUCGUCGUUGUCUUACGCCGCACCGUCGUUGGCCAUGCAAAGGAGAAGUAUGCGGAACCAACAAUUGCCAGAAGAAGCAUCAUCGACUGCUGCAUUUCGAACCAAAGGCUCCUGAGACAACAGUUGCAACAGUUUCUAUCCAUCGGCAAGAAAGAAAGGUGGAAACGUUUGCCUUUUUAGACGACGGUUCUGCAGUAACAUUGUUAGAGGACAAUAUAGCCAGACAAUUAGGAGCAGAAGGAAAAGCAACGUCUCUGUGUAUUCAAUGGACUGGAGGCGUAACUAAAACGAUUUCCGGAACCAGGAUCGUGGAGUUAGAGAUAGCAGCCAAUAGUAGUGGAAUUCGGUUUCCUUUGUCGAAAGUUUAUACAGUAGAUUGUCUUGGUCUUCCUGAACAAAGCAUUAAUUACGAAGCGUUGUCUAGAGAAUAUAGUCAUCUCAGGGGUCUUCCGGUGGCGAGUUUUAAUUCAGCAGUGCCAGGAAUACUUAUUGGUCUCAGCAAUAUGCAUUUAUUGACAACUUUGAAGGCCAGAGAAGGAGGUACAGGAGAACCGGUAGCGAUGAAGUCUCGCAUUGGCUGGUCGGUGCAGGGUUGCUUACCAGGGGGAGCAGAAAGUAUGCCACAUCGUCAAAUGCAUGUUUGCGCUAGAGAGGAACAAGAUCUUCAUGAAUAUGUUCGACAGUUCUUUGAGUUCGAGAGUUUGGGAGUAACGGUGGCUCCAGAGAGAAAAUCAGCUGAUGAUCUUCGAGCACAACACAUUUUGGAAUCUACAACGAAACGAGGCACAGACGGUCGUUUUGAAGUGGGGUUGCUGUGGCGAUACGAUUACGUGGAGUUUCCCGAAAGUAAGCCUAUGGCUGAAAAACGAUUCAAAUGUUUGGAAAAACGGCUCCAUCAGAAUCCAGCUUUGUACAACUCAGUUCGACAACAAAUAUUAGCAUAUCAGCAAAAGGGAUACGCACAUCAGGCUUCGGAAGCAGAAAUUCAAUCCUUUGAUAUCCGACGGACAUGGUACCUGCCACUUGGAAUUGUACUGAACGAUAAAAAGCCGGGAAAAGUUCGUCUAAUUUGGGACGCUGCGGCGAAGGUCGAGGGAGUUUCACUGAACAGCAUGCUGAUGAAAGGUCCAGAUCUAUUGACUUCUUUAUUGUCCGUUUUAUUUCGUUAUCGAGAAAGGGAGGUAGCCAUUUCAGGUGACAUCAGAGAGAUGUUCCACCAGAUGACUAUGCGGAAGGAAGAUCGCUCCGCCCAGCUUUUCCUGUGGCGGGACACUCCAGAUCAAGAUAUCCAGACGAUGGUAGCCGACGUUGCUAUAUUCGGUGCCACAUGCUCACCUGCACAUUCCCAGUAUGUGAAAAACUUGAAUGCAGCCGAACAUGCGGACAGAUACCCUAAAGCAGCAGCAGCGAUCAUGGAUUCACACUACGUUGAUGAUUAUCUUCAAAGCGUUGAUACACCAGAGGAGGCGAUGGAGUUAGUCGAGCAGGUGUCGAAGGUCCAUGCCAACGGGGGAUUCCAAAUAGUCAACUGGUUGUCAAGCUCUAAAUUAGUUCUGGAGAAACUAGGUGAAGUGGAUCCUGCUAGCGUUAAAGCUUUACGAUUUGAUGGUGAGUCAGGAGAAGUAGUGGAGGAACGUCUUCUCGGAAUGGUUUGGCAACCGAUAACGGAUACCUUCUCAUUCUCACUGGUAUUCCGUAAGGAAGUAACUGAUUUGAUCUUGGGUGAAGUGGUUCCCACAAAACGACAACUUCUUAGACUCGUGAUGAGCAUUUAUGACCCGCUCGGCAUGGUUUCAAAUUUCGUAAUUCAUGGUAAAAUACUUUUACAAGAAGUUUGGAGAUCAAAAACAGGAUGGGACGAACAGAUUACCCCUGAAAAUGUGGCACGUUUCAAGCUUUGGAUAGAGUUUUUGAGGAAAAUAGAAAUGGUCCAUAUCCAUCGAUGUUACUUCCCUGGGUAUCGCAGAGACAGUUUCCAGAGCCUGCAACUUCAUAUAUUUGUAGACGCUAACCAAGGUUGCACCGCUGAAGCUGUUAUCUAUAUCCCACGUUUGGAAUUACUUGCGGCGGUUUUAGGUGUUCGGAUUAGAAAAACGAUUGAAUCAGAGCAUUCACUGGAAGUCAAGCAGACCUUUUUCUGGAGCGACUCUUCAACGGUCCUUGCUUGGAUCAGGUCGGAUCUACGGAAGUAUAGUUUGUAUGUGGGACACCGAAUCAACGAAAUUCUGGAAUCGUCUCGAAUCGACGAGUGGAGAUGGGUUCCAACUCGCCUCAACGUCGCUGACGACGCAACGAAAUGGGGGAAAGGACCGUCGUUUGAACCGGAAGGCCGUUGGUUUAGAGCCCCAAGUUUCCUUUACGAUGAACAAGAAGAAUGGCCUAAAGAUCGUGCUGUACCGGAAACAAUCGAGGAGGUGCGUUCAUUCCGUAUCAACACACACGUUUUAUCAGAACCGAUCGUCGAUCCCACUCCCUUUUCCAAAUGGGAAAGGCUGUUACGUGCUACAGGCUACGUCCAUUGCUUCAUCGAUUCCAGGAAAAUGGAGUCGAAAAAAUUGACUAGUGAACACCUAAGAAAAGCGGAGCAAACUUUGUGGAAAGUAGCACAAGCUGAGUUCGGUGAGGAAAUUGCAGUUUUGAAUUAUAACAAGAAUGUCACGUUGGAGAAGAAACGGAAAAUUAAGAAAUCAAGUCCGAUAGCAAGCUACAACGCCUUUCUAGAUGAAGCAGGCGUCUUGAGAGUAAGUGGGCGUUUGGAAGCGGCUGAUUGGUUACCCUAUGACGCAAAGUACCCUAUAAUACUUCCCAAAAAUCAUCGGAUCACCGUUUUGUUACUGGACUGGAUGCAUCGGAAACACCAUCAUGCGAAUAACGAAACAGUGACCAACGAAAUUCGACAGAGGUUUCGAAUUCCUCGACUACGAGUACAAGUGCAAUUUGCCAAGAAGAACUGCAUGUGGUGUCGGGUUUACACGACAGUGCCGGCAGCACCAAUAAUGGGGCCACUUCCCAGAGUGAGAAUCACUCCCUUUCUGCGCCCCUUUACUUAUUUGGGAAUCGAUUAUUUCGGGCCAUACUUGGUUAAGGUGGGAAGAUCAGCAGUGAAACGUUGGGUUGUGCUCUUUACAUGCCUGACCAUAAGAGCUAUACAUUUGGAAGUGGCAGCGACGUUGACAAGUGAUUCAUGUAAGAAGGCGAUUCGGCGAUUCAUUGCUCGUCGAGGUGCGCCUGAAGAAAUUUAUACGGACAACGGAACCAAUUUCUUGGGUGUUAGUCGUGAGCUACAAGCAGAGAUGCAGAAAAUCAACAACGAACUUAGCAGCACUUUUACCGACACGUCGACGCAGUGGCAUUUUAUUCCCCCCGCAGCGCCGCAUAUGGGCGGGUGCUGGGAAAGGAUGGUGAGAUCGGUUAAGGCAGCAUUAGGAUCGAUACCGACAGAAAGGAAACUUGAUGACGAAUCACUUAGCACCGUAUUGGCGGAAGCAGAACACAUGGUGAACUCGAGGCCGUUGACAUUUAUUCCGCUGGAAACAGAAAAUGAUGAAUCGCUGACACCUAAUCAUUUUUUGCUGAUGAGUUCUCAAGGAGUGCGCCAGGGUAUGAAAAAACCAGUAGAACAAGCUGUUGCCUUCAAAAGAAGUUGGGAUACGAUACAAUAUGUUCUACAAUGCUUCUGGAGACGCUGGAUCGUCGAGUACCUACCAACCAUUACACGUAGGACAAAAUGGUUUGAAGAAGUACGUCCGAUAAAAGAGGGUGAGUUGGUUGUAAUUGUGGAUGAGGGUGUCAGGAAUCGUUGGAUACGUGGAAAGGUUCUGAAAACUCAUUUGGGUAAAGAUGGCAUAGCCAGAGCCGCAGAUCUACAAACAAACAAGGGUAUUUUAACCAGACCGUUUACCAAAAUCGCACUGCUAGAUGUCGGAGUGCAUGACACCGAUGCAGAGACUACGGUGACAUGA